Molecule: messenger RNA, 1638 nt
Organism: Phytomonas sp. Hart1
Lineage: Eukaryota; Euglenozoa; Kinetoplastea; Trypanosomatida; Trypanosomatidae
Source: the annotation of a GenBank genome assembly
AUGUCCGUCCCGUAUAGCUUUUAUAUUGUGGUUUCAUACUCGCGAUCAAACCCUAAGGCACUUACUGCAUCACAUCCCGACGCCCGCCUUGCUGUUGAGCUGACUAAUACGGGUAGCGCUGCUGAUUCAUUUUGUCUACGAAUUACCUUUUUGAGCAAGGAUCAGUUCUUCACAAGGUUCGUACAUGACGACAACAAUCCCAGCGCCAGUGGCAGCGAUUCUGGCAGUAAUACUAGCAGCCUAAAAAGCUCCAUUUCCCAUGCAGCGAAACUUAUGCGCCUUGCGACGUGCACGAACACCUCCGCGAUAGAUCGUCUCAAGGCUGCAAAAUGGUGGUGUCAACGGCCCAUGUUUUACGAGGGAUCCUUUCAAGUUCUACCUCUUGCCGUCACCUUAGUUUCGAUUCCUUUCAAUAUAGAUGAUAUCAAUAGCCAACUUUUUCUGGCGACCUACAUCGAAGCCCCGCCAUUGUCCAUGUUCAAGUUGGAGCGUUGUGGAAUCGAAUGUCUAUCACUGGCCGACAAGUCGUUUCUAGGUCACGUGGUGCUUGAUAGUUGCUUAAGGAUGAGUCGAGAUCUGAAAGAGCUCUUGCCCUUCACCCGUCUCGUGACGAUCAGCCUCAAUAGUCUCGAUCAGCUGGAGUCCUUAAGUGGACUCCGCUCCUGUACCGAACUCAAGGUCCUUCGCGUCUAUUCCUGCCCGAAGCUCCGUGAUCUCGCGGUGAUUCAGCACCUUUCGAAUCUCUGGGAGCUCGACUUGAACGAGCUGGCCAUCACCUCGCUUGUGCCCGGGGAGGACGACGCGCCCCUCUCCGCCUCUGAGAUUGGGGAGACGGUCCAAGGGCAGCUGGAGGUGGUUCGGGUGAUGAACUGUGCGGGGUUGGCCGACCUUCGCUUUCUCCGGCACCAUCCUCACAUCCUCUCCAUCUCCCUUACCCGUCUUCCCCUCACCCACCUCAACUGGCUGUGCUGUCAGGGAGAGCUCAAACAGCUGGUUCUGCAGUCUCUGCCCGCGCUGUGGUGGGGCCCGCAUGGGCAGGACGGGGCCCUGAGUUUGCCCUUCUUAAAACGCCUCAUCCUGGACGACCCCCACCCCGAGAGUGACCUGGGAUUUCUGGCACAGUGCAUUAACCUGGAGGAGCUGCAGCUGCGGUGGUGGAACCACGACGUGGGAUGGGGCCCUAUUGGGCAUCUGCGCUUUCUCAAGACGCUCCGGAUCUCGAAUAACGACUCGCUAAGGGCGCUGAACUGGAUUCAUCAGUGCAGCCAGAUUAAGGUUUUGCAUUUAUCGAUGAAUUUGUUUCUUCAGGAUUUCUCACCUAUCGCGUCCUUGCUUUCCCUCGAGCAACUGAACCUGAAUGCGACAAAGGUGAUGGACGGUCAUAUAACGUGUAUUUCUGCAAAGUGUUCUAAACUUUGGCGGGUUAUCCUAGACAACUGUCGUCUUCUUAGCGAUUUAAGCUCGCUGGGUCAGCUUUCUAAUCUAAGCGUUUUCAGUGCCUCCAACACACGGAUUACUUCCAUUGAUUGGAUCGUGAAUUGCGUUCAUCUGACAAAGGUUUCACUGCAGAAUUGUAGUGAAUUGAAGGACAGAAGCCCACUAAAUUAUCUUCCCGUGUUAAGGACUUGCGAUCUCUGA